Lolium rigidum is the source of this 1598-nucleotide messenger RNA. RefSeq lists its product as uncharacterized. The record is from RefSeq and is a predicted model, not a curated record. The transcript has 7 exons. Lineage: Eukaryota; Viridiplantae; Streptophyta; Magnoliopsida; Poales; Poaceae. Bases 1 to 1359 code for a protein of 452 amino acids.
AUGGUCGCCGCCCCCGCCGCCGGCGCCGGCGAGGCGACCCCGCCCCCAGAACCGCCUCCCUCCCGCGUAUCCGUCCGUUCGUCCUCUUCGUCGUCCUCCCGACGCCGCUGUGCCCUCUCGAGCCGGUUCCGCGAACCCGCGAGCCCGCGGCGGCACGCGUGGGUCUCGCUCCAGGGCCGCCUCGUCGGCGCCGAGGAGGCGGCGUCCGCCCAAGUGGCCGCGCCCGGCCUCCCCAAGGAAGAGGCGAUGGCGUGGGAACUCUUCAGCCCGCUCCACCGCGUCCUCCUCGUCGCCACCGUGGCCGCCGCUUCAUCCCGAUCCCACGCCGCCCGCCGCAUCGAGCAGCUCCAGCGGUCGAUUCAUUUUAGGGAUGAGGUGCUGCAAAGCAUGCAGCAGAAGCUGGAUGAUCUGUUCGGCGAAAUGAACUCCCUGCAACAGCAGUAUGUCAAGUGUGACAGUUUCAUUUCGGCCGAAAAGGAAAAUAUUGAGUUGGUAAGCUGCAAUAAGCUAGGACAAUGCUGUGUGUCAUCUCGAGCAGAAACUGCUGCUACUCCUCAGAAGACAAAGGAUUUCUGUCGAACCGAUGAUGUAAAGAGCGAUGUAGUUGAUAGGUCUAGUGUAAGUCUUGUGGAUCACGAGGAGCGCCGGAUGUCAGACCUCUCUGACUUUUGUUGGAGUGUUGUGUCCUCAGUGGAUACUCAUGUAAACGGGGACAAUCAGCUAAGUUCCCUGGCGGCAGAACAAGAGUUGUAUAACAUUCAGAAGGAAUGUGAAGAGAAAGAUGCAAUUAUAAAAGAACUAACUGCAGCUGCACAUACAUCUAGCAAUGCUGAUGCCAAGAGAAUCGCAGAGUUGCAGGAUAUUCUUAAAAGGAAAAAUAUGGUAAUAUCUAAGCUGAAGAAAGAUAUGUCAUCUCUGAAGCAGAUGGUUGUUGAACUGACAAGGGCUAAAAGGGCAUCUUCUGUCAACUUAAACACAGUCUCUUCUGAACUGCCAGUGAUGUCAAACAAUCUUUUAUAUGAUAUGAGCAGCAGUAGCCCGUCAUCAUCAGAUUCUGAGUCUCCUGUAACGCCGAGAGAAUUGCUCAAUGUUCAUCUUACCGAUGGCACUCCAGGAAACUGUGAAUCCAAAGGAAGCUCUAGAGUAUCAGUGCGAAAAACAUCUCUUCCCGCAACAAAAUCAUCAGCUUGCAACCUGCGCCCUGCUAUCCCGUUCAAAGAGACCUGUUUAAACCCAAAAGUAGAAACAAGUUCUGUUGGUAGGCAGAAGCAGCUUGUAUCCUCUAAUGGUGAUUUUAAAAAGACUAGACGACAAAGUUACCAAGACUUGAGGAAUAAGGCUACAAAGAGAUGGAUGUAGAGUCUAGACUGCAAGUAGUUAUUUCCAGAGAGAUGAGGAAGAAAGGAAGUUGGUUGGUUCUGUUGAUUUUGUUGGGUAGUCUGUCAGAGUGAUGCUUCCUAGCUCUCGUGCUGUCGUCUCGUCAAAAAAAUUAUGGAUGCAUUCAAGCUGCUGCAUAUUUUAGUUAUGUCUGUCAUGGAACUAAUCAAUCCAUGAUCUAUUGGCUCGCCAUCGGUAUCUGCUCCGUUGUAAAUUAUGUC